AUGGUUGACGAUUCAGCUUUGGCCGCUGCGGCGGCCAUAGUACAAUCCCUUGCCGCCGAUGGUACGACACCGAUGUCCCUUCCAUUCAAGGCCGACGCGCGAAUCGAGCUUCCCGGCCGUGAUACUCCGGCAAAGCGAAGCCUUGAGGCUGAGCUGGCCAAACUUGCCCAGAGAAUUGAGAAACUUGAGAACAGAGCUCACGCCUCCGUCGCCUUCCCCGAAACUCCCAACGAGGUACAUGAUUCCCUCUUUGGUGACGACUCCGAUGCAACGUCGCCAUCAUCAUCAAAUAGCCGCCCUAUUCCUAGGCCAAAGUUCCAACGCGAAGGUACCGCCACAGACGACCCAAGCCUCGCAGGCAGCCCGCUGACUGACGAAGCCUUGGAAAGCUUGCAAGAGAAGGUCCUUGACCAGGAGAAGGGCAUUUCUAGCGCGAGACAGGAAAUCAGCAGUGUUAGCGCCCAGCUUCUUGAGCAGAAGGAACUGCAGGAGCAAGCCUUCUUCAAGAUCGAACAAGAAAGAGUCGCUACUUUGGAACGCGAAUUAUGGAAACACCAAAAGGCGAACGAAGCCUUCCAAAAGGCUCUACGGGAAAUCGGUGAGAUCGUAACUGCUGUCGCGCGCGGAGACCUGUCAAAGAAAGUUCGUAUGAACACAGUCGAAAUGGACCCGGAAAUCACGACCUUUAAACGGACAAUCAACACCAUGAUGGAUCAGCUGCAGGUAUUCUCAAGCGAAGUUUCCCGCGUCGCCCGAGAAGUCGGAACCGAGGGUCUGCUUGGCGGUCAAGCUCGCAUUGAAGGUGUUGACGGUACAUGGAAAGAACUGACAGACAACGUAAACGUGAUGGCCCAAAAUCUCACGGACCAAGUGCGCGAAAUCGCAUCGGUAACAACGGCUGUCGCCCACGGUGACCUGACCAAAAAGAUUGAACGUCCCGCCCGGGGCGAAAUUUUGCAACUUCAACAGACGAUUAACACCAUGGUGGACCAACUCCGAACAUUUGCCUCUGAAGUAACUCGUGUCGCCCGCGAUGUUGGAACCGAGGGUAUCCUUGGCGGUCAAGCCGAUGUUGAAGGUGUCAAGGGCAUGUGGAAUGAGUUAACAGUCAAUGUCAAUGCCAUGGCGAACAAUUUAACGACACAAGUGCGAGAUAUUAUCAAGGUGACGACUGCCGUUGCUAAGGGAGAUCUCACACAAAAAGUACAAGCGGAUUGCAGGGGCGAGAUUUUCGAUUUGAAAUCCACAAUCAACUCUAUGGUCAACCAACUUCAACAGUUCGCUCGGGAAGUUACGAAGAUCGCCAGGGAGGUCGGUACCGAAGGUCGGCUUGGCGGUCAAGCCACAGUUCACGACGUCGAGGGAACAUGGAGGGACCUUACAGAGAACGUCAAUGGCAUGGCCAUGAAUCUGACAACGCAAGUGCGUGCCAUUGCCAAGGUGACAACCGCUGUGGCCAAUGGUGACCUCACUGAGAAGAUCAGAGUACCCGUGCGUGGUGAGAUUCUCGAUCUCAAGAACACUAUCAACACCAUGGUUGACCGACUGGGAACUUUUGCCUUUGAGGUCAGCAAAGUUGCGAGGGAAGUCGGUACUGACGGAACACUCGGCGGACAAGCCCAGGUCGACAAUGUGGAAGGCAAAUGGAAAGAUCUCACCGAAAAUGUCAACACGAUGGCAUCCAAUCUCACGUUACAAGUCCGAAGCAUCUCAACCGUUACACAGGCUAUUGCCAAUGGCGACAUGAGUCAAAAGAUUGAAGUCGAGGCCCAAGGAGAAAUCCGGGUCCUCAAGGAAACCAUAAACAACAUGGUUGAUAGGCUAUCCAACUUCUGUAACGAGGUCCAGAGAGUGGCCAGAGAUGUCGGCGUCGACGGCAAGAUGGGCGCCCAAGCAGACCCAGCCGGCUUAAAGGGUCGCUGGCGUGAGAUUACUACGGAUGUCAAUACUAUGGCCAGCAAUCUAACCACCCAAGUACGCGCGUUUUCUGACAUAACCAACUUGGCCACAGACGGUGACUUCACGAAAUUAGUCGAAGUGGAAGCAUCUGGCGAAAUGGACGAGCUCAAACGCAAGAUCAAUCAGAUGGUGUCCAACUUAAGGGAUAGUAUUCAGAGGAACACACAGGCUCGUGAAGCAGCCGAGCUGGCCAACAAGACGAAGUCAGAAUUCUUGGCAAACAUGUCUCACGAAAUCCGCACACCAAUGAACGGCAUCAUCGGCAUGACGCAGCUCACCUUAGACACAGAUUUGACACAGUACCAGCGAGAAAUGUUGAACAUUGUCAACAGUCUUGCCAAUAGCCUACUGACGAUUAUCGAUGAUAUUUUAGAUCUGUCCAAGAUCGAGGCUCGAAGAAUGGUUAUUGAGGAAAUUCCCUACACUCUACGUGGAACAGUCUUCAACGCUCUCAAGACCCUUGCUGUUAAGGCAAACGAGAAAUUCCUUGAUCUUACCUACCGAGUCGACAGUUCCGUGCCAGAUCAUGUUAUCGGAGAUUCGUUCCGUCUUAGGCAGAUUAUCCUGAACCUGGUUGGCAACGCCAUCAAGUUCACCGAACAUGGCGAGGUCAGCCUGACGAUUAAAAAGGCUGACCCGGUGGUCUGGCGGUGCAACCCUGAUCAGUACGCCAUCGAGUUUGUCGUUACCGACACGGGCAUCGGCAUUGCGGCCGACAAGCUUGACCUCAUUUUUGAUACGUUCCAGCAAGCAGACGGAUCUAUGACCCGAAAAUUCGGUGGUACUGGACUCGGCUUGUCUAUUUCGAAGCGUCUUGUUAAGCUCAUGGGCGGUGACUUGUGGGUUAAAAGCCAACACGGUCAGGGCAGUGAGUUUCAUUUCACGUGUCGUGUUCGUCUAUCGGAUCUCGGGGUCGAAUCCAUCGAGAAGCAGAUCAAGCCGUACAAGGGCCAUCAAGUCCUCUUCGUCGACAAGGCACAAACCUCUUAUGGCCCUCAAAUCCGAGAGAUGCUCGAAAAGAUCAGCUUGCAGCCCGUUGUGGUUCAGUCAGAGAAGGAUCCUUUGCUCACUGGAGUUCGGGACGCCCAAGCGAUGCCAUACGACGUUAUCAUCGUCGACUCAAUCGAUACGGCCAGGCGGCUUAGAUCGGUGGACGACUUUAAGUACCUACCUAUUGUUCUUCUGGCGCCGGUUGUCCACGUCAAUCUCAAGUCUUGCUUGGACUUGGGUAUCACGUCUUACAUGACGACUCCUUGCACAGCUGUCGACCUGGGCAACGGCAUGAUACCAGCUCUGGAGAAUAGAGCAACUCCGUCACUUGCUGACAACACCAAGUCUUUUGAUAUUUUACUCGCAGAGGAUAAUCGUGUUAACCAAAGACUUGCUGUCAAAAUUCUUGAGAAAUACCAUCAUGUGGUCACUGUGGUCGGCAAUGGUCUUGAAGCUGUUGAAGCAAUUAAGCGGAGGAAGUUUGACGUCAUCCUUAUGGAUGUACAGAUGCCUAUCAUGGGCGGCUUUGAGGCAACUGGCAAGAUUCGUGAGUACGAGCGAAGCCUUGGCACGCAUCGUACUCCUAUCAUUGCUUUGACAGCCCACGCCAUGAUGGGUGAUCGUGAGAAGUGUAUUCAGGCUCAGAUGGACGAGUAUUUGUCCAAACCCCUGCAGCAGAACCAUCUCAUCCAGACAAUCCUCAAGUGUGCGACCCUCGGGGGCCAACUGCUAGAGAAAAACAGAGAGAGGGAUUUGGCUCAGCAGUCUAGGGUCAAGGCCAGCGGCAACGAACAGUCUCAGUCUCAUCUACGCCCGCCCUUGGAGACCCGAGCUUUUACAUCUAAAGAACCACUGAUGGGACCCAGCCUGGCUAGCCCAGCAUUGGUUACAGCGGAUCAGGAGGAUCCUAUUUCAAGGGCACGUAACGGCCUUUCCGACUCGCGCAGCCUAACAAGCUAA
Colletotrichum truncatum is the source of this 3909-nucleotide messenger RNA. Its product is annotated as histidine kinase 1. The record is from RefSeq and is a predicted model, not a curated record. Gene Ontology annotation, biological process: phosphorylation; phosphorelay signal transduction system; cellular hyperosmotic response. Lineage: Eukaryota; Fungi; Ascomycota; Sordariomycetes; Glomerellales; Glomerellaceae. Gene Ontology annotation, molecular function: phosphorelay sensor kinase activity. Gene Ontology annotation, cellular component: membrane.